UGGAGACCGGAUACAUACUUCCUAAAUGGGAAGGAUUCCUACCUACACAAGAUAGCUGUACCUAAUAGGUUUAUCCGUAUAGGUCCAACAGGACGGAUAUCCUACUCACAGAGAUUAACCGUCACAGCCAGAUGUAACAUGGACCUAAGAAAAUUCCCCCUCGACUCCCAACGUUGUCCUCUAGAAAUUGGAAGCUUUGGGUUUGAUACUACAGAGAUGACUUACAGUUGGUCAGCUAAACCUAUGAGUAUGGAUGAUGAUCUUGAGUUGGCUCAGUAUAAGCUGGUCAACUUUACCUACGGGUCACGUGAUGCAAUCAUUCAAACUGGACAGAGAUCUGUCAUAUACCUUGUAUUCUUUUUUGAAAGAGCUGUUGGGUUCUACAUUCUCCAGGUUUAUGUUCCAUUGACUAUUAUUGUGAUGAGUUCCUGGGUAACAUUCUGGUUGGUGAAGACGGAGAAGGGUCAGGAGACACCAGCUAGAACUCAGCUCGGAGCAACAACCGUCCUAGCGGUGGUUACCAUUGGGUUCGGGGGUAAAGCUAAACCUCAGGUGGGGUAUGCUACAGCUCUAGAUGUAUUUAUCAUCAUCUGCUUUAUCUCAGUGUUUACUGCUCUCAUAGAGUUCGCAUUCAUUAAUUUCCUCGACCUCUUUAUCAGGAGGUUAAAGCACCGAGAUCUAACACGAGUUCUAACAUUGAAUGACAUGACUCGAAGUAUGACUGCCCCUCUUGUUCAUAUUCAGCACCUGGAGAACAAGGUUAAACCGUCCUCUGUUCUCCCCAAGACUGGAGAUGAGGGUGAUCUAACUAGGAAGUUUAGUGUACCUGGAGUUAAAACUGCAGUUAGGUCACUUUCCGAGAUAGAAACUAGUUCAGGGAAUGCUGACGAUAUACCUAAUAUAUUACAGGUUCUAGAAGUAAUUGAACCCCCCUCAGACUCCAGAACAAAUGGAACCUUGAGUUGGAUGGAUAGACUAUGGGGUAUUCUGUUUGACCGAUUGAUUGGAAUAAACUGGUUGGGGAAAAUUAGAAAAACUCAACUCUACCAUGAUACCCCUAGAAUCAUAAACAGAAUGGAUGCUGUCUGCAGAAAAGUGUUUCCGAUGUUGUUUACAUUACUCAACAUAUUCUACUGGACAACAUAUUUAUAUGUUUGGUAGAUAACAGUUUUCUAUGUUGUUUACUUUACUCAACAUAUUCUACUGGACAACAUAUUUA
Molecule: messenger RNA, 1219 nt
Organism: Eurytemora carolleeae
Lineage: Eukaryota; Metazoa; Arthropoda; Copepoda; Calanoida; Temoridae
Product: gamma-aminobutyric acid receptor subunit alpha-3
Exons: 14
Coding region: 139-1161 (340 amino acids)
Biological process (GO): chemical synaptic transmission; regulation of membrane potential; monoatomic ion transmembrane transport
Cellular component (GO): neuron projection; synapse; membrane
Molecular function (GO): neurotransmitter receptor activity; transmembrane signaling receptor activity; extracellular ligand-gated monoatomic ion channel activity
Source: RefSeq, a predicted model, not a curated record